This is a messenger RNA of Tachysurus fulvidraco (yellow catfish), 1560 nucleotides long. RefSeq names its product mpv17-like protein. Gene Ontology annotation, cellular component: membrane; cytoplasm. The transcript is spliced from 4 exons. The record is from RefSeq and is a predicted model, not a curated record. Bases 206 to 790 code for a protein of 194 amino acids. NCBI's taxonomy places the organism in Eukaryota, Metazoa, Chordata, Actinopteri, Siluriformes, Bagridae.
ACUGAUGCGCAUGCGUGCUGUCAUUCGGAACAGGUAGUGAAACCGGCUUAAAAGUUCAGCUCCUUCACACUAGACUAUUUAACUCACAAACCCUCGUCUUGAUUCAGAGAUCACAGGAUUAUGAAUGUGAGCUUUUCUGUCGGAGUGAACUCGAUCAUUACGCACGGAGUUUAUCAGUGAAAUAGCGCGUUCUGUGUGGGUGACAAUGCGGAACCCCCUCAGGAGAUAUCCGUGGCUGACUAACGUGACUCUAUACUCGGGUCUGUACGCUGGUGGGGACUUGAUGCAGCAGUGUUUGUCGAACAAGAAUAAUGGAAAGAUUGACUGGAGGCGCACGAGAAACGUUGCGAUCGUCGCGUUCUGCUUUAACGGCAACUUCAACUUUUUCUGGAUGCGCUUCUUAGAGCGCAGACUUCCCGGAAGCUCCGUGAGCACAGUGUUGCGGAAACUCGCCAUGGACCAGACCAUAUCCUUACCUCUGGCCAUUACUGCCUUCUACACAGGUUUGAGCCUUUUAGAGAGUAAAGAUGACAUACUGGAGGACUGGAGAAACAAGUUUUUUAAUACAUACACAACAGGACUCAUGUUUUGGCCAUUCGCACAGUGCCUGAACUUUGCCUUGGUGCCUUUGUACCUGCGAACUACCUUUACGGGUUGCUGUGCUUUUGUCUGGGCUACAUUCCUCUGCUUCUCUCGCCAACGUGGAGACGGGACCCUGAAAGCGGCUCUGAACAUGAUACACCAACUGAACAGUGAAGUGAAGGUUCAGGAAUCCAGUGAGAGCAAGUGAUUCUGUGAACAUACUGCAAGAAAGGGUCCUGAUCUUUAUUCUAUAUAGAGUUCUGUGUACAGCUCCAAAUCCUUAUGCACAGAUGGUUAAAAUACUUAUAUGCACACAUUGUUUUUUCAGUACAUGUAUUAUAACAAUGUUCAUAAAAGACAUCAUUAUCAAAUCCUCAUAUUUAACACGUCCCACCUGCAAUCUGCUUCGGGUAAACUUGCUUAUUUACAAUGCUUAUUGCUAUAUAAAUAAUAUUUAAUUUAAAAAUCAUUUUGCAUAUUUAACUUGGUUAAAUGUAGUAGAAUGUACUGGACAAGAGUAAUAUAUUUAAUGACCUCUUAUCUUUGAAUAUCUUUGAAUACAAAAUAUAUUUUUUUGUGAUAUUGAUGACUUAGAAACACACACAAGGAAAAAACAAUGAGGCAAGUGCAAAACUUGGUUAAUAAGCAACAAGAUGUGUUUCAUAAAAAAAAAAAAGCCUUUAAGAUUUAACAAAAUGUUUUCUAAUGUUAGUGUCUGUUAAAAUAUUUGAACAAAAUUGUGUAUAUCUUAUGUUUAUGAAUUAUGUUACUUAUGAUUGUAUGUACAAUGUGCCGAGCCUGUAUAAACAACAAAAUCUAAAACGAUGCUGUCUGUGUAAUAUUACUACACAUAUGAAAUAUUUUAGAGCUAAACUUCAUUCUGGAUCGUGUGUAGAUGCAUUUUGUUGCAUUUCUGCAAAAUGGGGACUGCAUGGAGUUUUUUUUAUUAUACCUCAUAAUAAAGAGACAUGAAUGUCA